UUGGGGCUGGGCCUGGGAUAACUCUCUCCCCUGUUUUCCAGGGUCCUACUGUGUGUGGUAAGAAGCCGGGAAGAUGGCAUUGCUCCUACUCUCACUGCUGGGGCUCCUCCUCACCUGGGAAGGGGGCCAGGCUGUGAUCCCUACCAGUGAGCUCAAACAGCUGUCGGUGGCUGGGAGCAAGUACCUCGACACCGAGAUUGAGAACGCCAUCAACGGGGUGAAGCAGAUGAAGACCCUCAUGGACAAGACCAGCAAGGAUCACCAGGCCAUCCUGGACACGCUGGAGGAGACCAAGCAACAGAAAGAGGAGGCCAUGCGGCAGGCCCGGCAGAAGGAGCAGCUGCUGUCGGAGACACGGGAUGUGUGCAACGAGACGGUGCUGGCACUGUGGGAGGAGUGCAAGCCCUGCCUCAAGCAGACCUGCAUGCGCUUCUACUCCAAGACCUGCCACAGCGGCUCGGGGCUGGUUGGACGCCAGCUGGAAGAGCUCCUGAACCACUCCUCGCCCUUCUCCAUCUGGGUGGACGGGGAGCGCGUGGACUCGCUGCUGGAUGAGGACAAGCAGCAGGGCCGGUGGCUGGAGGACCUGGAGGAGCGCUACGGCCUGGUGGAGGACAGCGUGGACGACCUGUUCCAGGAGAGCACGCGGGCCUACGGGCACCUGCACCCCUUCUUCCACUCGCCCUUCGCCGGCGGCUUCCAGGAGGCGCUGCGCUCCCCCUUCCGCAGCCCGCGCCUCCCCAGCACCAGGGUCGUCCGGGACCUGCCGUCCCCCUUCUUCCGCCUGCACGACCCCACCCAGAGCUUCCAACACCUCUUCCAGCCCCUCUUCGAGAUGACCCAGCGCAUGUUCGAGGGGGCCCAGCGCGCCAUGGAGAACGACAGGCACUGGUUCGGCAAGGGCUGGGAUUCCCUGCCGGGAGGGGUCUCCACAGAGACCUACAACACCAGCGACGCCCGCAUGGUGUGCCGCGAGAUCCGCCGCAACUCCGCCGGCUGCCUCAAGAUGAAGGACCGGUGCGAGAAGUGCAAGGAGAUCCUGGCCGUGGACUGCUCGGACCCAGCACAUAGCCAGCUGCGGGAGCAGUUCGAGGACGCGCUGCGUAUCGCCGAGCGCUUCAGCCACCGCUAUGAUGAGCUGCUGGAGGCCUUCCAACAGGAGAUGCUCAACACCUCGCGCCUGCUGGACCAGCUCAACCGGCAGUUCGGCUGGGUGUCCCGCCUGGCCAACCUCACCCAGAACGGCAGCGGCCGCGACGACGGCUUCUUUCAAGUCACCACGGUGCUUUCGAAGACCCCUGACCCCCGGGACCCCUCGCUGCCAGCUGACACCCAGGUGACGGUGCAGAUCUUUGACUCGGAGCCGCUGGUCCUGACGGUGCCUGGUGACAUCUCCUGGGACGACCCCAAGUUCAUGGAGGUGGUGGCCGACGAAGCCCUGCGGCUCUACAAGCAAAACAACGUGGUGUAGCGCCCCAGCGCUCCCGCCUGCACAGGACUGCGGUCCCCUCUCCGACGCCGAUGCCUCCAGCGCUGCCCUUCUCCAUGCUGCACAGGGCUGCUUAGCCCCAACUGUCUGCACUAGUGGUUAAACACUGAACUUCUGCUCUGCUGCUGCUGGGCUGGCUUGGCCCACGCAGGAAAUUAAACUAGAUCCACACUGAGCAGCUUGCUGGA
This is a messenger RNA of Alligator sinensis (Chinese alligator), 1677 nucleotides long. It is a transcript of the gene CLU, whose product is annotated as clusterin. NCBI's taxonomy places the organism in Eukaryota, Metazoa, Chordata, Crocodylia, Alligatoridae. The coding region runs from base 74 to 1471 and encodes 465 amino acids. The record is from RefSeq and is a predicted model, not a curated record. The transcript is spliced from 8 exons.